Molecule: messenger RNA, 1020 nt
Organism: Triplophysa rosa
Lineage: Eukaryota; Metazoa; Chordata; Actinopteri; Cypriniformes; Nemacheilidae
Gene: klhl42
Product: kelch-like family, member 42
Exons: 3
Coding region: 1-1020 (339 amino acids)
Molecular function (GO): protein binding
Source: RefSeq, a predicted model, not a curated record
AUGCUGCGCAGGCCGGAGUUUCGGGUGUUGCCAGCAGCUCUCCGGGAUCAGAUCAGAAAUAUGCGCAUGAAAGGCAUGGCCACUUUAGUUGCAAUAGGGGAUUUCACUGAUACUUGUUUGGAUUUGGCAAAUCAGGAUGAACCGUGGAACAUGUUGAGGUAUAAUGAAUUGGAGCAACGCUGGAAACCUUUAGCCAACAAUCUUCCUUCAGACAUGAUCAAUGUGAGAGGUUAUGGAUCUGCUGUUCUGGACAACUACCUGUUUAUUGUUGGUGGGUACAGAAUGACUAGUCAAGAGAUCUCGGUCGCCCACUGCUACAACCCUUGCAAGAAUGAAUGGAAUCAUGUAGCACCUUUAAACCAAAAAAGGUCCAACUUCAAGCUCUUGGCGGUCAGCGGCAAACUAUAUGCAGUUGGAGGUCAUUGUCUGGGUACGGUGGAGUGCUACAGUCCCGAACAGGACUGGUGGACGUGUGUCUCCUCUUUGCCCAACCCACUGGCUGAGUUCUCAGCCUGCGAGUGUCAAGGCAUGAUCUAUGUCAUGGGCGGUUAUACGGCUAGAGAUCGGAACACCAGCGUGCUGCGCUACUGCCCCGCCUCUGACACAUGGUCUGUGUUUCAUUCCUGCUCCGCUCAUGUACGCAAGCAGCAGAUGCUCUCAGUGGAAGACACCAUCUACCUGGUGGGCGGCUACACGCAUGAGCUAGAACCAGCAGAAGCAGGACGUCGGAGGAUUAACCAGACCGAUGACAUGUUGACGGUACAGUCCUACAACGUGCAGACGGGCGACUGGCUGCAGCUUAAGGAAAACACAUCCAAGUCGGGGCUGAAUCUCACCUGCACGCUGCACAACGACGGUAUCUACAUCAUGAGCAGAGACGUCAGCUUGCCCACCAGCUUGGAGCAUCGUGUCUUCCUCAAAUACAACAUAUUCUCAGACGCUUGGGAGAGUUUUCGACGUUUCCCAGCUUUGGGACAGAACAUGCUGCUUUGUUCUCUUUACCUGCCAAAUGUCCUAUGA